GGCAGUGUGGCCUACGAGGCCUACACAAAUCGUUCAAAGCUGUUAGCAGUAAAAUGCUGUGUCACUGUGACUCAUGCCUCAUCUUGGGCUCCCUAUACAGUGGACGCUGGGGUUGCAAACGUGAUCUGUGUGAGAUGCACGUUCGCAACCCGCAGUGUUCACAACCCGCAGCGGUGCUUCUGCGCAUGUGCAAUGUGCGAUUUAAUGCUUCUGUGCAUAUGCGACCGCCGAAACCCAGAAGUAACCCGUUCCGAUACUUCCUGGUUUCGGUGGGUCCGUAACCCGAAAAAAUGCAACCUGAAGCGUCUGUAACCCGAGGUAUGACUGUAAAUGUAACCAGCCAUCUCUGUGGGCCUCAGUGUCCUCUGUGUGUGUGUCAGCCAGUAUGUUGUGUUGUUGCAGAGUGGCUCCAGGACUCCAGUUAAUCAGUAACCAAGAUCUGUGCCUCUGUGAAGACUAAGAUAGCUGCUAUGAGCACUCUGUGUAUGCUCUUUGACUACGCUGUUUAUGAACAAGUUAAUUUCUUCAGUAAACCUUUAUUCUGUUCAUGAAGUAGACUCUGCUUGAUUAAUUUACUGCUGUGUGAUAUGUUGGAGGGUAUGGGGCGAUCCCAUGUUCAUUAAAGGGGGCAACAACCUCAGCAGCUUUUAAAAACAGGUUUCCUCUCAUAGACAGCUAUAAAGCUGUUACCUGGAGAUCUUUCUCCUCACACAUUUACGAAGCACUAUUUCUGUGUUUACUCUUCUUCUUAUGCCUCUUUGGGAGAAAGGUUCUGCAGAGGGUAGUAAUGUGUCCUCACCAGGGGGAACUCAAGCAUGUAAAAAUGAAAUUGGUUUUUACCAUGAAUUUCUAUUCACUGCUUGAGUUCCCCUUCGGUCUUAAAGCAACAUUCAGAUAUGCUACACUGAUAAGAGUUGAAAUCAAGAGUAACUCUCUCCUCUCACACAGCUGAUCAGAAUGCUUUUAGUGCAGAUCCUGAGGCCGCCAACUUUAUUGGCCCUUGUCCUGGGAACAGUCCUUGUCCUCAGCUACACCUUCCACAGAACGGAGACCAAGUUUACCAUCUUUGGAGGCCUUGGGAAGCAAUUUAAAGAAAAUGAAGUUCCUGCAGGUAUUGACAGAAGGAGUGAACUUUGGGCAAUGAAAGAUGGAACCCCGAGACAUGCUAGAAUGGAAUGGGCAGAAAAGGACAAAGAAAUUAAAGCUGUCCUUAGAAAACUAGACGACCAGAUGCCCAGCAUCACUUUCAUGGAUAUAAAUACCACCACAAGUGCUAAGAACAGCAAGGCCACCAUCUUAAACUACAAAAGCUCUUAUUGUGUUGGCGAGCAUUUGAUGGUUCGACUGGAUUUAUACAACUACUUGGGCAAGAGGAAGGAAUACGGAGGAGACUUCUUACGAGCGAGGAUCUCCUCUUCAAGUCUUAGGGCUGGAGCUUCUGGGCGCAUCACAGACUAUAGGAAUGGGACGUACCUGGUCAAUUUCACUUUAUUUUGGGAGGGCGAUGUCAGAGCGUCCAUCUUGCUCAUCCACCCCAGCGAAGGAGUUUCUGCACUGUGGGCUGCAAGAAAAAAAGGCUACGACAAAAUAGUUUUCAAAGGCAAAUUUUUAAACAAAACGUUAGAUGUCUUCACUGAAUGUGGAUUUAACAAGACCACAAAUGCAGAACUGUGCGAGUAUCUAGAUGAGCGAGACCAGGAGGCCUUCUACUGUGUGAAACCAAAAUAUGUGCCAUGUGAAGCUUUCGUCCAGCUUUCGUCCAACAACAGACCCAUCUCAUACUUAACAGCCAUAGAAAAGAGACUUUUAAACAGUGUUGGAAUUCAGAUACCUCAGAAUUUCGGGAACAUUCGUGUCGUGCCCUGCAAAACGAGUAAGGUGACGAGAGAGAAGUGCAGGAUUGGGAUGGCUUCUCCUGUCCCCAGCGGCUACGUUUUGCGCAACACCUGGCACCCAGAAUUUUGCUCCAUCCAUGAUUUCAGCACUUUGGAUAAGAUUCGUGCGAGUCUGAAGAGCAAAAUGAUUUAUCUCAUGGGGGAUUCAACAUCAUUUCAAUGGAUUUAUUACCUUACCAAGAGAGUGACAACGCUGAAGUACUUUGAUCACCAAAGCGUUCCAGUCUUCAAGACACGUGUGGCUUUGGACGUGGAGAGGAACACAUUCAUCCAGUGGAAAAAACACGGGUACCCCCUUGUGACAAAGGCCUUCUAUUCAGUGAAAGAUCUGAAUUACAUUGCUCGGGAAAUCGACCAAGUAGCAGGGGACAGCGACACAGCCAUCGUCAUCGCUAUAGGCCAGCACUUCAGACCAUUCCCCAUGGAUCUCUUUGUGCGAAGGGUUGUAAACAUUCGCCGCGUCAUUGAGCGCCUUCUCCUGAGAAGCCCUGACACAAAAGUCAUUGUCAAAGCAGAGAAUAUCCGAGAAAUGAAUGCAGACACAGAGCGAUUUGGCGACUUCCAUGGCUAUGCCCAAUACCUUGCCAUGAAAUACAUUUUUCGAGGUCUCAGGGUUGGAGUAAUUGAUGCCUGGGACAUGACUAUCGCCUAUAAUUCAAACACAGUUCACCCACCAGAACAAGUGGUUUGGAGCCAAAUCAUGAUGUUUCUAACAUACCUCUGUUAAGAAUGACCUUGGCCCUUAUGAUCAACGGAGAGAACCGUCUUGCCUGUUCCAUUUGUGGCUGCUAGGCUGGUGACUGGAGCAGCCUGAUGGGACCAUGUGUCUCCACUCUUGAAGGCACUGCAGUGGUUGCUGGCCCAAUUUAAGUACUAGCAUGCAAACCUGCAAACAGCUUGGGAUCCAAGUACUGAAAAGCGCCUCCCUCAAUAUCAACCAUCUUGGGCCCUACGAUUGGCAGGGAGUCCACCACCGAAUGCUGCCUAGUUGGCACUGAUCCGUGCCAGGGGUCUUCUUGUUGGCAGUUUGCCAUUUGUGGAAUGCCCUCCCUGGUGAGAUGUGUCUGCCUCCCUCACUAACAUUCAGGAAAAACUUUAAAACAUUCCUCUUCACCCUGGCUAAAAGAUGCUGUUCCUAGAAACCUUAAAUUAUUAGCUGUGGAAUCACUCUCAAAUAGCGAAUAAUCAGAUUGGGGGCAGCUGCUUCUGUGCAAGUAACCAGCAGGAAGCCUCUUGGCUAAAUCUCAAUGAGAAACAUGAUCUAUCACGUGAAGUCUCUUGGGAAACUUGAGCUUGUGUGUAACAUCCUGGUAUGCAUUUGCUAAUAGCCUAAUCUUCCAAUCCCAGGGUGGCUUCCGCUGAGCCAGGUUACAACAACUGUUGCUCGGGCUGCACUAGACGAGCAGCAGUUCAGCUUUUUAUUCAUAGGCAAAAGUACUGCACAUGGCUGAGUGGAAACCAGAAGAGGGAGCUAAAGGCACUGAGAACACACUAAAAUAGAACUCUGCAUUGAUUUCUAGUUGUGCAGCGGGGCUUGCCACCAUUCUGUUUACCAAAAUGUGCCUUUGUGCUUGUGCGGAAUGCUUUUCGUUUGCAAAAGGAAUGUUUCAUCAUACCUCUGGGGGGCCAUUGGGCUAUUCCGUUAAACUCGGUGCCUGACCCUUGUCUGUGUGUCCAGAAGCUACCUUGUCAGAGAUACGGCUUGGAUUUCAGGAUAGAGAACUCUGUCAGCUUUGGCCUGCCAAGUU
Molecule: messenger RNA, 3643 nt
Organism: Podarcis raffonei (Aeolian wall lizard)
Lineage: Eukaryota; Metazoa; Chordata; Lepidosauria; Squamata; Lacertidae
Product: NXPE family member 2-like
Exons: 6
Coding region: 958-2622 (554 amino acids)
Source: RefSeq, a predicted model, not a curated record